UUCUAACCCACGUAGAUACCGUUGCUAACAACUCAUGUUGUUGCCCAAAACCUACCGAGAGAAGCUUCAACUAGUUUUCACCUUCUUUCCGUGCAGUAUAAACAUGUCUAUGGGAAGAUCAACCAAAAGUGCCCAUUCAGAAAGCAGAGAUGUAGAUGAUGGGACAGAAUUAGAGAAAGACAAGCUGCUAAGACAGUACAGGAUCAUGGAUGGAGACCGACAGGCCUACAGCAUUCAGGCCCGCCAGCAGAUGCAUAAACAACAACAGGAGAUCGACAAACUCAGGGCGGAGCAGGAGGAGCUGAAGCGUAAACUGGGCGCUUGCAAGAGCUUGUCCCAUCAAAAGAAGGACAAGAAGGAUGCAAAGCGCCUUCAUGCACUGAUGGAGCACAGAGACUCGCUGGAGGUGGACUUGGAGAAGGAAGUGCUGCAGCAAAAAGAGAUACAGAAAGAGAUCUCAAGCAUUGAGAUGAAGCUAAAAGAGCUGAGGAAAAAAGAGGUCAGCACAGGUGACACUCAAAAGUCCGCAGCAAGGCAUAAUCAGAAGGCCGUAAGAACACUGGAAAACAAACUGGAAGGAUCCUUGACCCGCUUUAACGAACAGUUAACCAAGAACAGCCGCCUCAGAGAGGAGCUGCAGACUCUUCACAUCGAGCGAGUGCGAUUCCAGCGGCUACACGACAGGCUGGUCCAGGAGAUCCAAGAGGUCCGGAAGAAGAUUGGGGAAGUAGUCACCGUGUCUACCGUAGACCACGAUGCAAGGGUGGAGGCUCAGUCCAAGUUGUCGAUGAUGAGAGAGAAGGCUGACAAAGAGAGUGCCCAGUACAACACUGAAAUGAGGGAGCUUGAAAGAGUUAUUUCCCAUGAAUGCGGCCUUAAAGACUUCAUCACCACCAAAUACAGCGAGAAUACAAGCCAGGAUGAUGAGCAGGAGGAGGCUGGGCCUGAACAAGUGGCAGGUGUAAAGGAGCAGGGGAAGAUAGGCUCUAGUGAGGAGUCGCAGGAUGAUUUGGAGGCGUUCUUUGAGAGGAUUCGGUCUGUGACAGGAGAGGACGACCUAGACUUGCUGGUCACCAGGUUCAUGCAAGCUGAAGACCGUAAUUUUGCCCUCUUUAAUUUUGUAAAUGAGCAAAACAAUGAGGCUGAGGUGCUUCGGGAUCAAAUAAGUCAGAUCCAAGAGGAGAUGGAGCGCUUUCGACUGAGAGGUUUGAAACAGGAGGAGGCUCAAAAUGCUUCGCUGAGAGAUAUCGACGUUCAAGAGAAGGAAGCCCAGUUGCAAGCUCAGGACUACGACGCCCGAGCUGGCAUCUUAAGCAAAGUCCUGGAGGAAAUUGAAACAGGGGUUAGCAGUAUCUUCUCUGAAGUGGCGUCCGACCCCUCUGCAAUGGAGGACCCCGUUAGUGAUAGCAACUUGAUGUCCUACCUGGGUGUCGUAGAACAAAAGGCCAACGAGCUCCUCACCAUACAAGCCUUCCUUGAUAACAAGGAAGUUGGAAAGGAGUACAACACAUGCGAUUUGCCCAAACUUAUUUUUGGCCGAACCACAGAGAUGCUCCAGGAGAACCUCCAAGCUUCAGUUCAGAGUGUGGAAUAUGACGUGGACGACUUGCCUGUCACCAAUGAGGAAGAACGUCCUCUCUCACAGUGGGAACUUCGCAGAAGAAUACUGGAAGGGGUCAGUCAGAUAAAAGUCACACAAAGAGAGAGUCGGACAGCAACAAAAAGCUCCAAAACAAGCCCACGUGUUCUGGAGGAAACCCUCUGAUGCAAUCUAAGCGGUAGAUUUUUCUAAACCAUAUAAGGUUGGGAGUUGAAAAUAUAGCUUGCACACAUAUAUAAAUAUUCAAUGCAUAUUUUAUUUUGUUAUCAUGAAGUGAUUUGUUUGUUAGCAUCUGAUUAGUUGUGUAGCGAUAAAGAAGCUCUGUGGUAACCAGCUGGGCUUUUCAUGUGUUACGGGCCAUCUGGCUUCUUCUACACUGCGGUGACACUCGCUGCUAUUCGCCAACACAAAGGCUGGGGGCAGCAGAAAGCUUUUGUCAUUCUAAUUGGCUUGCUUGGAUUUGGAUUGGAGUCUCUCUGAACCUGGACUACGUUUACACUGCAGGCCAAAGUGGACCAAAUCUGAUUUUUUUUUCCAGCUGACUGUUUGGAUUACAAUCAAAUAUGAUCUUUUUCAGGCUCCAGCAUAAACGCGCACCGGCUCCAAUGUAGCCUCGACGUCACUUGCAUACGCAGUUUGAUAAAGUGAAAAUAAAGGAAGUUGGCUGGGUUCCGUAAAUAAACAAGGAAGUCUC
Messenger RNA from Entelurus aequoreus (snake pipefish), 2294 nucleotides. It is a transcript of the gene odad1, whose product is annotated as outer dynein arm docking complex subunit 1. NCBI's taxonomy places the organism in Eukaryota, Metazoa, Chordata, Actinopteri, Syngnathiformes, Syngnathidae. Gene Ontology annotation, biological process: cilium movement; outer dynein arm assembly. Gene Ontology annotation, cellular component: axoneme. The record is from RefSeq and is a predicted model, not a curated record. The transcript has 15 exons. The coding region runs from base 35 to 1765 and encodes 576 amino acids.